Molecule: messenger RNA, 2909 nt
Organism: Ceratina calcarata
Lineage: Eukaryota; Metazoa; Arthropoda; Insecta; Hymenoptera; Apidae
Gene: Atg16
Product: Autophagy-related 16
Exons: 13
Coding region: 521-2233 (570 amino acids)
Biological process (GO): autophagosome assembly
Cellular component (GO): Atg12-Atg5-Atg16 complex; autophagosome membrane; phagophore assembly site membrane
Molecular function (GO): protein-membrane adaptor activity; protein binding
Source: RefSeq, a predicted model, not a curated record
UAUCAGUUCUUAUCUGAAUUCAAACAGGUUCCAUCUUAAUUGUGAAGUGAAUAAACAUAUUCUUCGUUAAUUUAUCUACAAUAUUUAUACGCUUGUGGAAUAGAAAUCGAAAGAAAAUUUAAUUAGUUAUCGACUCAACUGAAAUUGCGUAUACAAGAUUUCAAAAUCUCGCAAACAGUGUAUAUCGACAGUUCGAAUAACCGGCAAUUUCAGGGUAGCAGUGUAGUGUUUGAUAUGAUUAGGUUAGAAUAGCUAUUUUCCUAAUUAAAAAUAUUCGUCGUAAAUCUGAAUGUCAUGUGAUUAUUACGAGACUUUUCGAUAUUAACAGUGGUUAAUAUUUGAACGGACGUUUAUUGAACUGAGAUCAAUUUUCCGUGGCGAUAAAGUCUAUGUGGAUGGUUGUCAAAAUAUCAACCAACUUUACUGUCAAACGAUUUUUAUACGACUUUGAUAGAAGAAAAAAAACGUGACACAUAAUUUGGAUUGUACUAACAUCGACGAGAUAUUUCAUGUAUUGAAAAUGGCUGCAAGUGAACCAAGUGUGUCAUUACCAUCUAGAGAAGAUAAUAAUUGGAGAAAAGACGUAAUUUUACAAUUACAAGAUAGGAAUAGGAGGCAAACAUAUUGUUUUACGGAUCUUAUUAGUUUACAUAACAGAUUGUUUGAAAGUACAAAUACUUUACGUGGAGAAAAUAUACAACUUACAAUAACAAAUGAAACUCUCCGUCGUGAGGCUGUUAGUGGAACUCUUGGAUUAAAUGUGAAUUCUGAUCUUGAAGCUCGUCUCUUAAAGCAGGCAGAAGAAUUAGCAACGCUACACAAAAGAAAGGGAGAACAUACGCAACAAAUAGUAGAUCUUAAUAAUAAAUUACAAGAAGUGACCAAGGAGCUUCAAGCUAAAGAAACAAGUCUUGCUGAAAGCCUGGAACUCAACGCCAAUUUACGUCUAGAGAUGUCCAAAUGUGUGAGCAGAGAGAGAGAAUUAGAAAGUGUCAAUCAAAUGUUAAAAGACGAGCAUCAAGCUUUGCAACUCGCUUUUGCAUCUUUAGAAGAGAAACUCAGGAAAGCACAGGAAGAAAAUCGUCUGUUAGUUGAACGCUUAAUCAAGUACAAAACUAGAGAUGCUGAGAAAGUAAAUGAAGAAAACGACAACUUUUUAAAUGAGAGUUUUUCCAGUCCGACAGCCUUUUUGAUGCAUACCAUAUCAAAGUUUGGAAAAAGACAAGCAAAGGUGCAAAGGGAACUUGAGGACGCAGCACGUGACACGCGACCAGUUAGUCCGGAUAGGUCAAGCUUAAAAGAAGGCAUUGCUGGUCUUCCUACUGCGGUACCAACGAAAGUGUCCGUCACGUUUACUGCACACGACGGAGAAGUUUUCGCCGUAAAAUGGUCUCCCGCCGAGAGGAUCCUCGCUACCGGCGGAGCCGACAGGAAAGUGAAGCUCUGGAAUAUCUCGAAAGGUGCCUCGGAAAGCAAAGGUAUUCUCGUUGGCAGUAAUGCAGGAGUGAUGUGCGUCGAUUUUGAUUCCACGGGGACGCUGAUCCUUGGAGCAUCGAACGACUACGCCAGCCGGGUGUGGACUGUCAACGACUUUCGACUAAAGCACACGCUAACGGGCCACUGCGGCAAGGUGAUGGCGGCGAAGUUUCUUGGCGAGCCUUCAAAAGUAGUUACUGGCAGUUACGAUCGUACCCUAAAAAUUUGGGACCUGCGUAGCAAAGCAUGUAUAGAAACGAAGUUUGCGGGCUCGAGUUGCAACGACCUUGUAACUUCCGAUGGAGCAGGCUCUACGAUAAUUAGUGGCCAUUUUGAUCAGAGAAUUCGAUUUUGGGACACCAGGGCAGAGUCCAGCUCAAAUGAUAUUCUGUUGGAAGGGAAAGUCACGUCACUGGAUUUAUCUCGUGGUGCGAAUUAUCUUUUAAGCUGUGUCAGGGACGAUACGUUGAAACUAAUCGAUCUCCGAAUGAAAAAAAUCAUCGGAUCAUUCAGCGCCGACGGGUUUAAAGUUGGCUUCGAUUGGACGCGGGCGACUUUCAGUCCUGACGGUCAAUACAUAGCCGUCGGCUCUGCGGAUGGAUCGGUUUUCAUUUGGUCCGUCGCAACAAAUACAAUUGAAUCCGUAUUGAAAAACCAUUCAGCCGUGGUGACAGCAGUUUCCUGGCAUCCUCACGGUACCUACCUUGCAUCGGUGGACAGGGCAAAAAUGGUAACAGUCUGGGGCGACCAUGUUUAACAAAACGUUUGACUCUGAGAUUAAUUAUUUCACCUACUGGAACCUAUGAUCAGUGCCAGAAUUGUUCUCUUCUGCCGUUCGUAGAAUUAAAAAAGCAAGUUCAGAUUAUACGAGUGCUGCUAGAGGUGUACCUACGUGCCGCGUGCGUAAACAAAGGAUACACCGAUGCAGGAUUAUAAAAAUCGGUGGGCGGUCCAGGCGCUUAGCCCAUAAAGGGAUACUAUGGCAUUUCGAAAUUCUACAAAGCGAAGAUGGCCGAAUGAAUAAAUUCACAACCGCGGUAGAGAUUAUUGUACAUAAAACUGAGCUGACUGUUGCCGGAAGGUUGUAAAGAUUUCCUUUUUUAGGGUAAUGCUUACCUGCGCGCCGCGACCGCCUCCCGUCGCUCCAGAAAUUCAACGGAUUAUCGUCGUUAUCAUUUUCAGAUUCGCUAGAUUCAACCGUUUUACUUUUAAGAGACUAUUUUCGCGUUCCAAUCGUCUCUGUCGGCAGCCGUGAUUGCUCGCGUUGGAUUGCUUUGCGGGAACUGUAAAAACACGGGGUUCUUUACGAGUCACCUUCGCCCCGGCCACGUUCAUUUCUAAAAGUGUUAGUCGACUUUUGAACUUUUGUACAUUACGCACUCGAAAAUAUAAGAAUAUGUAUAUUCUCGUAUAUGUCCUAUAAAUGGGAACGU